This is a messenger RNA of Limulus polyphemus (Atlantic horseshoe crab), 1656 nucleotides long. RefSeq names its product leucine-rich repeat flightless-interacting protein 2-like. Gene Ontology annotation, biological process: regulation of DNA-templated transcription. The coding region runs from base 89 to 1177 and encodes 362 amino acids. The record is from RefSeq and is a predicted model, not a curated record. Lineage: Eukaryota; Metazoa; Arthropoda; Merostomata; Xiphosura; Limulidae. The transcript has 12 exons.
GCUGUCAUUUGUGUCAGGAUCACCGAGGAAGGCAGAGGCAAGGUUAGCCGCACGGAGGCAGGCACGUGCCGAGGCGAGAGAGAUCCGAAUGCGUGAAUUAGAGAAGCAGCAAAAAGAGGCAGAUCAACAGAGCGAUAAGCAUUAUGAAAUACUUAAUGAACCAUUACGAGGGAGAACUGGUCGAGAGGGAAGUUCUUCUUUUGUUUCGAAUACUUCAUCUUACACAAGCUCAAGACGCAGCAGUGAAGACUUAAGUGACGAGAAUACUAGAGAGUUGAAGCAUCAGUUACAAGAUAUAGAAGAGAAGUUCAAAAAAGCCAUGGUCAGUAAUGCACAACUUGACAAUGAGAAAUCAUCCCUCACUUACAAUGUUGACACUUUGAAAGAUGAAAUAGAAGAAAUGGAAGAAAAUUAUAUUCAGGCACAAAAAGAUUAUAAAGAGAAGUCGAGGGCAUAUGAUCAACUGAACAGAUACUUUAAAGAAAUGAAAGAAGAAAUUGAUUUUUUAAAAGAAGGCUUAAGACAAAGGGAUGAAUUAAUAGAGGAUUAUGGACUGGUCUUAGUGGGAGGGGAGGAAGCUCUCAUUAACGGAGAUGUCGACGAUAACAGUUCCAGGAAUACACCAGACAGUUCAACUCCAGUGUUGCCAGGCAGAGCUGCCUUGGUCUCCCAAGAAGCUGCCCAGAUUUUAGAAGAAGCAGGAGAAGGAUCUCUAGAUGUAAAGUUGAAAAGAUUAGCGGAGAAGAAACAGGAACUUCUAGAUGAAAUUAAUAGGAUAAAACUAGAUUUGGAAGAAGAAAGGCAAAAGACAGCUAGAAUGGAACAGAUUACAUUAGUACAUGGCCCGCAGUCUAAUGGUCCUGAAAUGAAACUGUUAGAUAUUCAACGAGAGACGAACAAGCAAGUCAGUGACUAUAAGUUCAAGCUGAAGAAGUUAGAGCAGGAGAAUUCAACAUUACAAAGUAGUUUAUCUCGAUUGGAAAGUCAAGUCACAAGGUACAAGUCUGCUGCGGAGAAUGGAGAAAAAGUAGAAGAUGAACUAAAGGCUGAGAAGAGAAAGUUACAGAGAGAGGUUCGAGAUGCUCAGGCAAGAAUUGAAGAGCUUGAAACAGCUAAUGCUCAUUUACAGAAAAGAAUAGACAAGUUGAAAUCAUCUAGAAAUGCUGUUGUUACAUAAAUGUUUUUCAUUUCAGACUAGGAAGUUGGCAGAGAUUGUUACAUGUAAAUUAUCAGAAACAAAAGUGAAUGUUUAAUAGAAGGUUAUUGUUUGUUUUUUUGUUAACCAACAAGAGAUUUGACUAAGGUUGAGGAGUACAGUAUGUGUAACUUUUUGUUCUUAUUAACUUGUUCAUAUGUUUAGGUAUUUUUAAAAGAUUAAUUUGUUGCAAUAGUUUGAAAAAAUCAACUAAAAACAAGCUUGAUAGGGACUUGUCUGUAAUUUGGGAAACGAUUCUUCAAAUGAAAAAAGUGUACACAUAACACUGGAGAAGAUCUGCCAUAAAAAAAUUAAGGGUUUGAAGUGGAUAAAAUCCUUUUAUUUUAAAAAAAAAGUCACAAUUUAUUUUCGGGCUUUUAGUUGAAAAUGGCCCAAUGUUUGAUUGUAAAAUUUGUACUGUUUGUAAUAAAACUGUACUAUCCAAUUCAAACUGGUUUGUA